CCCAUCUCCUCCUCCUUCUUCUCCAUCUUCGUCUUCUUCCUCGCGCUCUGCAACUCCAGGGCUGGAGGAUGGGUUGAAGCAGCAAGGCGCGCCGUCGGGUAUCGUCGUAUCCUUAUGCGCUGGCGUCGCCACGAGAUUGCUCGUGAAGAAGUCUGUUCUUGCUUCCUCUACAUAGCACGACCUUUACGUCUUGUGCUUAAAAGUAGCUGCUGUGCGGGUUCUGUUGAUACUGCUAUUUGCUACCGCAGAGAGUUUAACACACAGGCUUGGUCAGAAUCGCAUAGUGGGAGGCUUUCUAACCACAGUCAAGCCGUAAAUCUUCCAUCUAGAAGGGAGUUGAGCAAUCUGGGCUGUACUCUGAAGGCUGCGCGUGAUGGACCGGACUCUGUUCUCAAAGCGGAUUGUUUACAGCACUGGUUCAAAGAUUGGCAAGAACUAAGGAGAAAUAAGCUCACAGCAAGCACCUUUAGUUCAGCGAUUGGUUUUUGGCGUAAGCGAAGAGUCCAGCUCUGGUUAGAAAAACUUGGCUUGAUUGAGCCAUUUUCUGGUAACCUGGCUACCUGUUGGAAUAAUAUAAAGGAAAAGGAGGCGCUUGAGAGGUACAGGCUUAUCACUGGAAAUGACGUCGAGUUACCUCAGUUUCAAGUUUAUGGAAACAAUAAUUCCGAAGACAGUUGGCUUGCUGCUUCACCGGAUGGAGUAGUUGAGCAAUUUGUUUAUGGAUUGCCCUGCAAUGGAGUUUUGGAGAUCAAGUGCCCAUUCUUCAAUGGAGAUAUGAAUAGAGCUUCUCCAUGGUCUCGGAUUCAUCUAAAUUACAUUCCUCAAGUGCAAGGUUUGAUGGAAAUUUUGGACAAGGAUUGGAUGGAUUUCUAUGUAUGGACUCCCAGAGGCAGCAGUCUUUUCAGAAUAUACCGUGAUAAGGAAUACUGGGAUCUUUUGAAGCUUGCUCUUUCUGAUUUCUGGUGGAAGCAUGUGCAGCCAGCAAAGGAACUGUGUAGUAAAUGUGAGAUAACUGAUCCCCUAUAUCAACUAAGAUCAUUUCGACCAGCACCGAGGCAUGAAUUAUGCAGUCGUAUUGUCUGUGAAAGCAAACGCAUUGUGGACUCAUCCCAACUAUUGGUUUAUGAAAUUCAUGGGAGACUCCAAAAUUGACAUCUGGACAGCCAUAAAAUGUAUUAUAGAAACGUUUGGUUGGUGUGGCUUAAUAUGGUUGAACAUCAUCUCAUACAUAGUGGAAGAUUUGAUCAGAAAUUUAAGAUAUAGAAGCAUAUGUGAACUUCAUGUUUCUGGACUAUAUAGUGAAGCAAUCUAUGCAGAAUGCAGGGUAAAGCUUCAGACUUUUCCUUUCACUGGACCUAAAAUGCUGGAGCCUAUCACACCAAAACGCUGAUUUGAGUGUAUAAAACUUCUUGACUGAGAGCAUGGAAAUCAGUGGCUCCCCUCAUUUAAGAGCAAAUCAGCAAAACCCGGUUUUGCUUCCUUCCCCAGUCAAAAGCCAGUUGACUAUGGUCCAGGCUGUGCACCAGUUUACCUCAGUGUGUAUGAUCAGACCGAUAUGUUUCCUGGCUUGGACUUGGCAUCUUUGACUCUGGUGUAGAGGUUCAUGGUGAGGAAUAUGCAUUUUGAGACCAUGACUAUCGGGUUGAACCUUGGCAAUCCCCAGCUUCAAGUCUAUCAAGUUUAGAAAAUCAAUAUUCAUCAGGACAUCCCCUUGGACCCUACUCAGGUUAGGGAGUUAAUGGAAAACCAUGCGAUAAGCCACAAUGGUGAUGUCACUCGACUUUAAGAAUUACAACCACUUCUGCAAUGAUGUUUGUUACAAGCUGGCGGGAAAAAUGAUUCCAAAAUGGGUCAUCUGGCUACCAAAAAUAGGUUCUGCUAGCAACUUACUUCCCGAUGCCCUUAAUGUCACUGCAAUACGUCAUGACCCUAUCUGCCAAUUAUGCGAAAGUGAGAAGUGGAGGUCAAGAAACAACUUCAGUUGCCUGUCUUCGGUAUUGAUAAGGCAGAAGCAGGUUCCCCAUUCUCAUUAUUGUUUUAUUCUUCCUAGGGAGGCUGUCCACUGCCACUCAUCAAAAGGUCUAACAAUGUCUCCUUGAAGGAACGAUGUGAGAAUGCCAGGGCUGAAACUGCAGUGUGAGUAAUCACGAAGCUCUGGGAUGUUCAGUAUCUGAUUUUGUGUAUAAGCUCAAGCACUGUGGCUUCUCAUAUUAUGCUGCUCUGGUUAGAAAAGAAGCUUGUUGCCAAAUUGUUGGACAUGUCUAAGAAAUCCCUAAUUCUAUGCAGAAGGCAAUCAUGUGAAUUCAGAGAGAGUAACCUGUAUACAGUUGGUGAUUCUAUGAAUAAGCGGGGUGCUUGUUCCCUAGGUUUUCCGUACCAAGCUCUUGUAAAGCAUGUGCUAACAUGCUUUGUGCCAAUGGAAUAAGAAAGGAUUCUGCAUGGCCA
Molecule: messenger RNA, 2445 nt
Organism: Eucalyptus grandis
Lineage: Eukaryota; Viridiplantae; Streptophyta; Magnoliopsida; Myrtales; Myrtaceae
Exons: 5
Coding region: 115-1152 (345 amino acids)
Source: RefSeq, a predicted model, not a curated record